AUGUCGCCCGUCUCAUCUACCGCCGCACGCUCCUCGCCCAACGGUGAGAUGCCAGCACCUUCGAAUACCAAAACACCUAAAGAACAGCUCAACAAUCAACAUAUGAUGCCGGAUCUUGCCGAUUACUCGGAUGACCUUCUCAACACCGAGCAAGAACUUCGAGAAGUUGUCCAAGAGGAGAUUGCCAUCAGAGAAGAGCUGGGCUGCGAUUCAGCUACAACAAAGCGGCUUGAAUUUCUGAGUACUGAAUAUCAAAUCUUAGCUCGGGAAUGGUGGUUCUAUCGAUCAAACCUCGAGCCGAGCGGCCAAGAACGAGCAUUCGAGCUAUGGAGAUCGAAUCCCCAAUGGUAUAUGCACAGUGAACUGGUCAAGGACUGUGCAGGUCAGCAGGGAUGUUGUGCUCGAAAAUGUGGCUGCUGCUUGAAUCGCAAGAUCGAUGCAUCUCGCAGUCUUGGUAAAGGGCAUUGUACCCUAGAAUGUGGAUGCUGUGCGAAGGCUCGCGGCUCUCAGUUCUCCGAGUCGCAGAAAGCAGACUUGAAAAAGCUUUACAUGCUCGGUGAACGGGGUUACCGUUCGUUUCGGAUCAGCGCUCUGUCAAUUUUUGGCAUUUUUGCGAACAGCCGGGAAACCCCUUUUGACAUGAUCAUUGCACCGCCAAGUUACGAGGAAAGUGAAGCCAGCAAAAAGGCUUCGGCAAUAGUGAAAGCUGGUUAA
Molecule: messenger RNA, 714 nt
Organism: Penicillium brevicompactum
Lineage: Eukaryota; Fungi; Ascomycota; Eurotiomycetes; Eurotiales; Aspergillaceae
Exons: 2
Coding region: 1-714 (237 amino acids)
Source: RefSeq, a predicted model, not a curated record